Messenger RNA from Knipowitschia caucasica, 1464 nucleotides. The record is from the annotation of a GenBank genome assembly. Lineage: Eukaryota; Metazoa; Chordata; Actinopteri; Gobiiformes; Gobiidae.
AUGGCAUCCAGAGUCGGCUUCUCGGGUCCCCACAUGAGCGUGCUGAGCGAUGCGGGGGCCAGAGGGUCCCAGCCCCCGGGAGCUUACCCACGGAGCUCCCACUACCUCCAGCGGCCAGGAAUGCCUCAAAGUAGAGUGGGGGGCCCCUUAGGAGGUCCACUCCCAGGUCCUUCUUAUGGUGUUGGGAACAUGGCCAUGCGGCCCGGCAUGGGGCCCCCACCUUCAGACCCCUCAAGGAAACGCUUUCUCCAUCUUCAGCAGCACCAGGAUUCUGCAGGAGGCUCGCAGCGCGCAGGGAACAAAAGACGUAAGAUGGCUGACAAAGUGCUUCCUCAGAGGAUCAGAGACCUGGUCCCUGAGUCCCAGGCUUAUAUGGAUCUGCUGGCCUUUGAGAGGAAACUGGAUCAAACCAUUGCCCGAAAGCGAAUGGAGAUCCAAGAGGCCAUCAAGAAACCUAUCAUGCAAAAGCGCAAACUCAGGAUCUACAUUUCAAACACAUACACCCCCAGUAAACCCGAGGGUGAGGAGGCUGAGAAGGUGUCCUCGUGGGAGCUCAGAGUGGAAGGGAAACUUCUCGAUGAGCUUCAGCCUGGAAAACAGAAGAGGAAGUUCUCAUCCUUCUUCAGGAGUCUGGUGAUCGAGCUGGAGAAGGAGCUCUACGGCCCCGACAACCACCUGGUGGAGUGGCACAGGAUGCCGACGACUCAGGAGACGGACGGUUUCCAGGUCAAACGUCCCGGUGACGUGAACGUGAAAUGCACUCUUCUCCUGAUGCUCGACCACCAGCCGCCUCAGUACAAACUGGACCCGCGUCUGGCUCGCCUGCUGGGCGUGCACACACAGACCCGCGCCAACAUCAUGCAGGCGCUCUGGCUCUACAUCAAAAACAACAAGCUGCAGGACAGUCACGAGAAGGAGUACAUCAACUGCAACCGCUACUUCAGACAGAUCUUUGUUUGUUCUCGAAUGAGGUUCUCAGAAAUCCCCAUGAAACUUGCGAGCCUCCUGCAGCACCCAGACCCCAUCAUCAUCAACCACAUGAUCAGUGUGGACCCCACGGACCAGAAGAAGACCUCGUGCUACGACAUCGACGUGGAGGUGGACGAUCCGCUGAAGAGCCAGAUGAACAGUUUCUUGUCCUCCACCACGAACCAGCAGGAGAUAGCGGCUCUGGAGAUGAAGCAGAUCCAUGAAACUAUCGAGUACAUCAACCAGUUAAAGACCGAGAGAGACUUCAUGUUGAGCUUCAGCAACGAUCCACAGGAGUUCAUUCAGGACUGGCUCAAGUCGCAGAGCAGAGAUCUCAAGCUCAUGACAGAUGUGACGGGCAAUCCUGAGGAAGAGAGAAGGGCAGAGUUUUAUCAAGAAGCGUGGGUUCCAGAGGCAGUGGGACGAUACGUCUACUCAAAGGUGCAGCAGCGGCGUCAGGAGCUGGAGCAGGUGCUGGGAAUCCGCCUGACCUAA